This is a messenger RNA of Penicillium cataractarum, 1701 nucleotides long. RefSeq lists its product as uncharacterized. The transcript has a single exon. NCBI's taxonomy places the organism in Eukaryota, Fungi, Ascomycota, Eurotiomycetes, Eurotiales, Aspergillaceae. The record is from RefSeq and is a predicted model, not a curated record. The coding region runs from base 1 to 1701 and encodes 566 amino acids.
AUGGACACGCCGAGGAAACCAGCUCCCAGGAGCCAAGAAAAUCGAUUUGUUUUUGUUGGCCAGCCCGCGCUGACAGGCGUGGGGGGCAGUGGAAUCCGAUCGAAGCUUAUCCGAGAAGCGCAACGCCGGACGCAAGCUCAGCGGCAGGAAAAUGGAAUGGCAGAAAUAAACAAAUUGCUCAAGCAGAGAGCAGCUGCCAGAUGUAGCUGUCGCCGGACGACCGUUCCAGAAACACCGUCUCAAUUCCUGACUGGAGGCCAACCAGAAGGGCCAGCAGACUUGGCUCGUUGCAGCUUCUGCCGUCAUAUUCCACGCUCCCGCGACUCCCUGUUCGCAAAUGAGCGAGUGCAUGACCUGGGAUGUACUGUUCUCGACCCGAUGCUCCCCAUCAAUGAAAAGACUUCUCGGCUUAAGCUGAAUGAGAGGUUUAGUUUCGCCUGCAGGCAUAUAUUUCCGAAGCUCCGUUCUUUGGAUCUACCUGACCUUUAUCGAACAUGGGCCUUCCCUUUUGACAACGAUGAAUUAAAGUUGUUCAGCUUCCUCUGGUCUAGCAAAUACCACGAGGGUGUGCUACGCCAAAUAUCUGGCGUACCGGAGGAUUCAGUUGGACUGAAGGAGCAACUUACCCUGAAAGGCCUCACUCUGAAGGCGUUGCGGAAAGAAGUUGCAAGUUAUACAAGGCAGAAACCAUUAGAUAGCAUCAUUGGGUGCAUUCUCGUCUUCGCUGUGAAUGGGACGACGAGCGAGCGGCUAUAUCGCGACCCUAAUCCGUUUACGCCUACAUUCACGAGGCUUCAUGGUCUAGAAGCCUAUGGCAGUCGCGAUUACGAUCCUCUCCACUGGAAUAUUUUGUGCGAGCUGCUUGAAAAAAACGGCGGAAUCGAGGGUCUUCACUACGGUGCACUAGCGUGGCAGGUCUCUGUAGCCGAUCUCACGAAUGCCGUGCAUACUCUCCGAAAACCGUUCUUUCCAAUUAUGAAUUUUUAUGGCCAGAAGCUAGAGUUACCUUCUCCUCUCGCACUAUUUGCACCCUACGUUCAUGGUGACAUUUGCAAUGAUGCUAAGUCACAAAAGGCGGGCUCUGGCUUUAGUGAGCUUUUAUUUAUAGAGCCGCCGGUGCAUGAAAUGCUUGUUACAGCGUUCUCCCACGUCGGAGAGCUAUCUUAUGUUAUAACUUGUAUGUCAACACAGUCCGACCCUCAGUUGCUCGAUCUCCUCGCUAGCAGCCGGAAUCUGGUCCACCACCGACUCUUCUCCCUGCCAACUGAAGACGAUCCACCCGACCAGAUCCUGCAGAUCGAUACCCAAUCGACUGGUGGCACAACUGAACGUUCUAUGGAGCUUUACCUGAUCUGUCGCCUUGGGGUGCUCCUAUACGCUACUCAUGUCACAUUCCCGAGUCCUAGGCCAACAGUCGCGAGAGGGCAAAUGCUCCGCUCACUGUACCCAAGACUCCUAUCAAUAGUUGGCCGAGGCUUUUCGAGCCCAUUAAUCUUGUGGUGUACGAGCUUGGCCCUUAUUGCCUUUGAUGGAACAGAAUAUUCCGGCCAAAUUUCACUACUGUUCAAGGAGCUCUGCCGUAACCUACAUGUGACAAGUCUGGAGAAAUUGUUGGGAAUCCUCAGGUCAUUUACCUGGGUCGACUUGGCGGUCAUGCAUCAUUAUACGAACAUUGAAGCAUAUAUUGGGGGUAAUUUAUGA